ACGAACUAACGUAAUUCCUAAAAUAGAUGCAAACGCAGGAAACACAUUGUAUAAAAAUAUUCUAUUUUGGAUCGAAAGAUAACUUCGUGGGUGGGUUUUUACGUAGGAGUAAAGUUAUUAGUCGGCCUUUCGCUUUCAUUUGUGCAACUAGUUUGUUCGAUUUCCUGUAUGCAAGUGCGAUGUUUAAUUAAUAUGAAAUAAAUUAUUAUAUUUUCAUGUGUAAAACCUGGAAUUUCAAUACAUUGCGUUUUGUACUUUUUCGUAAUGUUCGGGUGUCAAAAUUGUUGACAUUGACACAUUGAUCGAGAGAAAAAAACUGCAAACCGACGGGACGUUCAAUCAAAACAAAUAAACAUUUAUUUCUAAUUCUUUCGUGAAAAGUAUAACUCAACCGAAUGUGACUAUUUUACAAAUAUAUAUUGUGUAAUUACCAUUUUUAUUUUAUUUUUGAAAUGCCCAUCGGCAGAAAACGCUGGAAUCUUCAUGAUGGACCACAAGGCUCUCUGCGACGCCUGCGUAAUCAACUUGCAGAGGAUGGUUGCGCUGAGUCCCAAGUGGUACUCGCUGAACAACUCUUGGAAGAGAAAUGUGAAUUAGAAGCAGACAAGAUAUCAAAUUUCAAACAAGCACUAGAAUGGUUGAUAUGUGCAACGGAACAAGCGCACCCUAAAGCCAGAAGAAUGUUGAGAAGGUGCAUUAGAAGUGGUGUUAUUGACGAGGAUAGCGCGGCGAUAGUUCGUGCCAAGUCGUGCCUUGCAGCCAGUCGACAGGAGAUCGUCGCCAGGAAAGCGGCCAGAGAUCUAUUUGCCAGUUUAUCGAACGGCGAGGAAUACAUAACGACGGCGCAACUGGAGCGACGCAUCCGUGAGAUUUGCAGCACCACGCUACGGAAGGAGCCCGACGAUACCGAUUCGCCGGACGAUGAUUCACCAGGUAUAGUCAAUAAUGAUGCCCGAUAUUUAGACUAGACUAAGAAGUUGACAGUAAAAGGAUGUGGUAAAAUAUAUUUUGUAUUCGUCCGGAUGCCAACCAUCGUACA
Manduca sexta (tobacco hornworm) is the source of this 1039-nucleotide messenger RNA. Its product is annotated as wolframin-like. Gene Ontology annotation, molecular function: protein binding. The transcript is spliced from 5 exons. NCBI's taxonomy places the organism in Eukaryota, Metazoa, Arthropoda, Insecta, Lepidoptera, Sphingidae. The coding region runs from base 453 to 968 and encodes 171 amino acids. Gene Ontology annotation, biological process: endoplasmic reticulum unfolded protein response; calcium ion homeostasis. The record is from RefSeq and is a predicted model, not a curated record. Gene Ontology annotation, cellular component: endoplasmic reticulum membrane.